Aspergillus saccharolyticus JOP 1030-1 is the source of this 2020-nucleotide messenger RNA. RefSeq lists its product as uncharacterized. The record is from RefSeq and is a predicted model, not a curated record. NCBI's taxonomy places the organism in Eukaryota, Fungi, Ascomycota, Eurotiomycetes, Eurotiales, Aspergillaceae. The transcript has 9 exons. The coding region runs from base 274 to 1875 and encodes 533 amino acids.
CAAGAUUUCAAUCUUUUCAUCCCUUCCUACAGGUCUGCGUCCGGCUUUUUCUGUCCACUGAGUUGUCUCCUACUGCCCCUCUCUUCUGGUGUAUCUAUUGCCCUAUCCGUAAUCUUCCUUGUCGUGAUCUCCAUAUAAAACCUCAAGCAGCUAUAGCGAGCGGCCUGUGCCUGUCUGGUGGGAAUUUAACCCUUCCCCACGUCCCUGCCCUUACAAUACAACGGAAGGUCUCCCUAGGCAUACAUGCAUGGCCUAAUAUAAGUGAUCACCACCAUGGCCCUGCGCACAUCUGCCGAUAAUGCGGAGGACGUGGCCGCUGGCUUUCGUCUCUUCCGCGACCCUCUGCCGGAACAUUCAACGGAGAUCACCAGUUUAAUCGCCGAUCUCUAUGCAAUCAGCACAUCUCUUAAGAACCUCGAGGACUUGGCACGUCAUCGGAACUAUCGGCGCAACCUGCACGCCGUCCAACCUGACCUAGAAGUGGUCCGGACAAGCUUGAAGUAUACGCUUGAGGAUGUUGUCGACUUCUUCGGAGAUCUGGAGGGGCGGAGAGGCCCCAGUCGUGAAGUCUACAAGCGGACAUGGAACGAUCUUUGUACUUUCUUCCGGGAGGAGUCGCAGGACUCGCUGUCAACCCGACUAGCCAAGUAUAAGGCCUUUCUGUCCGAUUUGGAGGCUCUUAUAAAGGGUAAUGCCGUUGAUGACCGAUUGAUGUCCUCUCUGCGACACAGCCUCAAAAAUCUGCUGGCUCAGCAAGAAUCGCACGUCGUGUCACAGCUUGGCUCCAUGUCUCUGAGUUCCCCAUCCUCCAGCAGCAGCAGCAGCAGCAGCAACACCAGCGGCGAGCCUGGAAGCCCGGUCAGUGACCGCAGGCCCCGCACGCGGAGGUCAUAUGAAAGACACCGUCCGUCUCAUUCGGGACCACAGUCGCCAACGUCGACUUCAUCCGGCACGUUCUCCGAUAUUCCCCCCUUGGCUCCUGAUGCGCCGGGCUCGCCUGCCACUACGACUGCCACCAGCCGAUCGACCGGAUCCAGCAUAGUCAGCGACCAUUGGGCCCGAAGAGUGUUUCUGGAUGAGCACCCGCAGACGCCCAUUCCAUAUAUCGGUGAAAGCUCCAAGUGCUUUGGCGAGCCGAAGGCUAACCCCAAGGCGUGGCUUGACAGCGAAGGAUUUGAGGAGCUAUUUCAGCUAGCAUUCAACAGCGAGACGGAUGUAAGAGUCUGCUUCUAUCUACGGGACGAAGACCAUCGGGCCCGCGUGGUGUGCAAAGCACGCCGUUCCGCUCGGUCCAAUGAAUAUUUCAUUCUGCCUUUGAACAUGCUCGAGAUCGUCCGUGUUGGGUCCUGUUUACAAUUGUGUCGACGCCGUCGUGGAGGCAGCGAACUGGUUUUGUGGGCCAACCUCAAAUUCAGCACCAUUGAACAGAUGGUGAUUUUCUUCUGCACAUUUCUGGCACUUCGCUCGCAAGACUCCGGACGUCCCGUGGCUGUGGAGACCAUACGCGAUUAUGAGCUGGCGCAGGAAGAGGAACUCUUCGGAGGACAAAUUGUGGAUGACGACUUUCUGCAUGCCUUGCGUGUGUAUCGGGAUGAAGUUUCUGGCGCCGUGCGACUGCAGGCCUCGGUCCACAAGGGGGAGCUGAAGCGGUCGCCGGUCUGGACCGCUUUUAUCACCGACCAUAUUGGGACUCCUGGCUGGAUUCGCCGGCCCGAGCCGAAGAUUGUGGUGUUGAAGGAGGUUCGUCGGAGCAUCUUCACGUUUCCCGAUUAUACGCCACCUCAGACGGCUCGAGGGGAGCAUGUCCUCAAAUUCACUCAUCGUUCUGAUGCGCAAGGCUUCGUGGAGACGAUCACUGAGCUGGCACAUGGAUGAGACAUGUCGUUGAUCAAGCGACCAGCUACUUGCUCAUUGCUGGGAAAGGCAGAUACGAUUGACGUGCUAUGACUGAUGACCACUAAGAGCUAAUCUGGAGGAUUCCUGUUUGUCGUUGGAGGGUCAGUGACUUGGCAUUGUGAUA